Messenger RNA from Ambispora gerdemannii, 1218 nucleotides. NCBI's taxonomy places the organism in Eukaryota, Fungi, Glomeromycota, Glomeromycetes, Archaeosporales, Ambisporaceae. The record is from the annotation of a GenBank genome assembly.
AUGAAUUCUUUUAUGUCGCAUUCUGACGGGGACGAAUUCAGCCUUCACACAGCUCCGGUUGGUGAUGAACUGGGGACUGGUGAGGAAUUGCCUGACCUAGUGCAAGAUCAUAGACCACGGCUGUUAAUUAUGGGUUUGAGAAGGAAAGUUUGUUUUUGUCACUUUUUGGUGGUUGGUCUCAUAUUUCUAAUUCUCUCGGCCGUUUCUUCAACAGGAGUGGGAAAUCAAGCAUACAGAAAGUCAUUCAUUGACUUUCAAGUGUGGGAUUUUCCGGGUCAGAUAGAUUACUUUGAUCCAGCUUUCGAUUCGAAUGUCAUCUUCGGGGAAUACGGUGCGUUGAUUUUUGUGAUAGAUGCACAAGAUGAUUACAUUGAAGCCCUCCAACGCCUACACCAAACUGUGACGCGUGCAUGUCGUGUCAACCCAGAGCUCACCUUCGAAGUAUUCAUUCACAAAGUUGAUGCUUUAUCGGACGAAUACAAACUUGACACGCAACGCGAUAUACAACAACGAACCACUGAUGAAUUGGCAGACGAGGGACUUGAAAACGCGCCGAUCAGUUUCUACCUGACGAGCAUUUAUGAUCAUUCGAUCUUUGAAGCUUUUAGCAAAGUUAUUCAGAAGCUUAUACCUCAGAUGCCGACGUUAGAAAAUUUGUUGAACAUCUUGUGCUCGAAUUCCGGCAUAGAAAAAGCUUUCUUAUUUGAUGUCAAUUCAAAGAUCUACAUUGCAACUGAUAGUUCACCAGUAGACAUCCAAUCGUAUGAAAUAUGUAGCGACAUGAUUGAUGUUAUUAUCGAUAUCUCGGAAAUAUAUGGUCGAACAAACACAUAUCGGUUUUUGACCAACGAUGCCUACUCGGAUGAUAAAGCAUCGUCAAUUAAUACCGCUCACAAUGCCGCGACCAUAACAAACGGAGAAAGUUCCUCCAACUAUGGAACAAUAACGGAAACAGCCGAUGAGGCGGCGUCCGUGAUAAAAUUGAACAAUGGAAUGGUGUUGUGUCUGAGAGGGGUAAACAGAUUUUUGGCUCUUGUAUGUCUACUUCGGGCAGACCACUACGAAAAACACGGGUUGAUCGAAUACAAUUUCCAUUGCUUUAAGCAAGCAAUAGCAGAGGUGUUUGAACUGAAGCGGCGUAAUUUUGAACGAUAUCGACAGGAGCGGCUUCGAAUAACAGGAGGUGGUAAUCCGGGAGAAGAUAAUACAGGUGGAUGA